AUGAAAGAAUUGUACUUUACAAUCGAAGAAGCUAGAUUAGGCAUUUUUGAAAGUCCUACAGGCACGGGUAAAUCAUUAAGUAUUUGUUGUGGUGCUCUUCAGUGGUACAAAGAUAAUAAGCAAAGGACCAUUGAAAAUAUAGAGAAAGAAAUUUCUCAAAUUAAAGAAGAACUGAAAACUAUAACUGAUUCUGAAGACUGGCUAAAAGCCGAAUAUGAAAAAAUUAAAAAGAAUCAAGCAUUAACAGCAUUGCAAUUUAAAUUAGAUAAAAUUAAAAAGCAUGAAGACUUAUAUUUUGAAAUGAAAAGUAGAGUUAGUAAAUUAAAAAAUAAUAUCAACCAGAGGAGUAACGAAAACUACUUUAAGUUUAAUAAUAAAAUCGAAAAAGAAUCUGAAAAUAAUAAGGAAAAUAUACCAGUAGAUCAAGAGGAUGAAGAUGAUGAUUUAAUUGUUGAUAAUCAAGAUAUGAAAAAUGACUCUGAUAAUGAGGAUGCUGAAACUGGUAUAAAAGAUGAAAAUGAAAGUAUGAAUAAGAUAUAUAUAAGCAGUAGGACUCACAGUCAGCUAUCUCAAUUUAUUGGAGAAAUAAAAAGAACAGCCUUCAAGGAAGACACAAGAGUAGUGACUCUUGCCUCACGUCAGCACUACUGCAUCAAUUCUGAUGUAGCAAAACUGAAAAAUGUUCAUUUAAUAAAUGAAAGAUGUCUGGACAUGCAGAAAUCUAAAACAAAUGCAACAUCCAUUGGUGAUGAUGGGAAAGUUCUGAAAAAGACUAAGACUAAGUCCUGCUCAGCUUGCCCAUAUUAUAAUCAGAAUAAUAUUACAAAACUUAAGGAGAGAAUGUUAAUUGACAUUAUGGAUAUGGAGGAUUUGGUUAAAGGUGGUAAAGAAUUGAAGGCAUGCCCAUAUUAUGCAUCCAGAAUGGCCUUGGAUGAAGCACAGGUGGUUCUUAUAAGCCAUGCAGGCAUUGUUAGCUCAGGAGCACGGUCGGGUUUUGCACUAAAGUUAAAAGAUAAUGUACUCAUCCUCGAUGAAGCCCACGGACUUGCUGCAGCACUGGAAAAUGCUUAUUCUGCGCCCGUCUCUGAAAUACAGCUGUCUUUAGUGAGGACUUACCUUAAUUUCUAUAUAAAUAAGUACAGGGCGAGGUUGAGCAGUAAGAACCUGUUGCAGCUGAAUCAAAUUGCUUUUGUUGUUGGAAAGCUUUUGGGAAUGUUGAAACCGAAAACUGAACAAAAGGAACAAAGUGAAACCAAAAUAUAUACAAUCGAAGACUUUGUUGUCAAAGCCGAAAUUGACCAUAUAAAUUUGCGACCCCUGGUGGAGUUCUGCGAAAGCGCUCGCCUUGCGCCCAAACUCCACGGUUUCUCGAUGCGGUACAGUCAACAGGCGCUUGAAGAUCAAAAUAAAAAAGUUACAGUCAGCCAAAAGAGCUCUUUCGAAAAGUUCAUUAGUAAUAUUUCGAAGACACCUGAUAGCAGUCCUAUUGAAGAGUUAAACGAAAAUAUCAAAACCAGUCCUCAGACGCCGUCAGAGGGUUCUGCGGGGAGCGCUCUGUACGCUGUGCUGGCGCUGCUCAGGGCUCUGUGCGGACGAAGCGCCGCCGGGCGGGUGGUGGCGCGCCAGGGCUCCGGCCCCUCAUUCGACCACCUGCUGCUCGACGCGGCGGACGGCUUCGCCGAAGUCGUCUCCCAGUGCAGAUCGGUGAUAGUGGCAGGUGGCACCAUGGAGCCCAUAGAAGAGUUCCGUGAACUACUUGCUGGGAACCAACCUCUGGACCUCCGGCUGAACGUCCUAAGAUGCGGCCACGUGGUCCCACCGGAGAAUGUAGUCGCCCUCUGCCUCUCUAAAGGUCCCUCGAACCUCGCUCUCAACUUCUCCUACGAAACCAGAAUGUCCAAAGAGCUGCUGAACGAGGUUGGUAGAAUCUUAAGGAAUAUUUGCAGUAUAGUGCCAGGUGGCGUCGUGUGUUUUCUACCGUCAUAUUCCUACGAGCAGACAGUGUACGAACAUCUAAAGAAUAACAAGUUCAUCGACGGUAUUAGCAGGAAAAAAUCAAUAUUUCGUGAACCCAAAUCUGCCACAGAAGUGGACCAAGUAUUGCAGAAAUUUGCCACAGUAGUGAGAAACAAAGAUGCAGAUCGCAAUGGUGCUUUACUGCUAAGUGUGGUUGGGGGAAAACUGAGUGAAGGGUUGAAUUUUAGUGAUGAUCUGGGCCGGUGCGUCAUUGUUAUUGGUAUGCCAUACCCUAAUAUAAAGUCUCCAGAGCUGCAGGAGAAAAUGAGAUAUCUCGAUAGAAAAGCGGGCGGGAAUGCUGGCAGUAUGUACUAUGAAAAUUUGUGCAUUAAAGCUGUAAACCAGUGUAUUGGUACUAAAGGCUAU
Iphiclides podalirius (scarce swallowtail) is the source of this 2382-nucleotide messenger RNA. The record is from the annotation of a GenBank genome assembly. NCBI's taxonomy places the organism in Eukaryota, Metazoa, Arthropoda, Insecta, Lepidoptera, Papilionidae.